AGGAAAGCUUAAAUCUGGUCGGUACUGAGGGGUAAAUUAAUAUUGCAUCACACUCAAGACUUAGGGGCAGUAGUGGAAAGAGAGAGAGGGAGAUAUAAGAUGACGUCUCUUCCGUCUUAAAGAUUGGACCUUUGGUUCGUCGGAUGUCACUUAAGCUUCGUCGCUGGUUCAUUGUCUCUGUUGACCUCGUCUUGUCAACGUCAAUGAUCAUGUUUGGUGAAUAUAUCAUUCUGGCUGCUGCUGCUUUCUCGCGGGCCAUUGCUCUACCUAAUCGUGGACAUGGAAGCCAUCCUGGGAUGGGAUCGUGCCCACCUUUUGGGGGAACUUUCACGAUUGAUCAAUAUCAACUGUAUCCUGAGAAUGCAGACUUUGACUUUGACUCGUGUCUACUCUACACUGGAAACCUCUUCAACUCAUCCGUUGGCGUCUACGACCCCUACAAAAACAAAAUCGUCGACAUCAUCGAGUUCCCCGGCAUCUCACACAACCCAGAGUACCACGUCGGCGGCGUCGGGAUCGACAAACGCACCGGCCUCCUCUCCAUAGUCGUCGACGCCGCAGCUGCUUUCUCAACCACGCCACCAGACGUAUCCGGCACAAACCUUAUCCUGCUCUUAGACCCCUCAACAAAAGAACUCAUCUACAAGAUCAACCUAACGGACACCACACACGGGAAGUACGGCGGGUUCCAAGACGUUGAGCAAGAUCCUGAUGGAAGAGUUUAUGUAGUGGGUACAUUCCCCGGAAGUAUUUUACGCGUGGAUAAGAAGAGGGGGAAGAGAGACCCGAAAGUCAAGCCUUGGUAUGUUUCUCAACCAAUUGAUACAACCCGCACCGGUCUCAGCGGCCUCGCCUCAAAGGACUGGACUCUUAUCUCAAACGACAACAAUGGCGGUCGUCUCCUAAAUUUCAACAUGCGUCUCCCCACUGGCAUUCCCACAGUCGUGCCCCUCACCCCAGCCUACAAUAUCUCUUUUAGCGAUGCCAUCUACCUGCCUCCUAAAUACGGCGGUACUGUCUUACUGGUUGCUGAAGAUGGAGUAGGAAUCACGGUGUUGAGGAGUAAAGACGGGAAGUGGAAUGCGGCGGAGUGUCUUGGGACGGUGCCGAAGAAUCAGUAUGUGACGGAUGAUAUAUUUUCGACGGCCGCAGUGCAAGUGGGGAGUUCGGUGUAUAUGGUUGUGACGACGUUUGCGGAUCCGAUUGUGCCUGGGACGUUGGCGGGGAGUAGGAGGGAGUUUCCGUUUUAUGAUAUUACUGCGCAGGUGGAGAGGUUUUUGGGGCUUGAUACAUUGAAAUACGAGUAGAACUUCGACUUAUGGAUUGGAGGGCCUUAUGAUGCAGCUAUGAAUGCAUAUACAAUACAGUGUCGCGAAGGAGGAGCUAUGCCUUGGUUUACUUCCAUGUCAGAAUGUCAUAUUCUACUGCCAGUAUUCAAAGUGCCGGCGUACGGAAAACCUCCAAGUGGUGAACAAUCCAGAAUUCUCAUUCCA
Messenger RNA from Cadophora gregata, 1493 nucleotides. RefSeq lists its product as uncharacterized. The transcript is spliced from 2 exons. The coding region runs from base 144 to 1307 and encodes 387 amino acids. The record is from RefSeq and is a predicted model, not a curated record. Lineage: Eukaryota; Fungi; Ascomycota; Leotiomycetes; Helotiales; Ploettnerulaceae.